Messenger RNA from Harmonia axyridis, 12667 nucleotides. It is a transcript of the gene Dhc16F, whose product is annotated as dynein axonemal heavy chain 6. NCBI's taxonomy places the organism in Eukaryota, Metazoa, Arthropoda, Insecta, Coleoptera, Coccinellidae. The record is from RefSeq and is a predicted model, not a curated record. Gene Ontology annotation, biological process: microtubule-based movement. The transcript has 62 exons. Gene Ontology annotation, cellular component: dynein complex. The coding region runs from base 312 to 12542 and encodes 4076 amino acids. Gene Ontology annotation, molecular function: ATP hydrolysis activity; ATP binding; dynein intermediate chain binding.
CGUUCAUUAUUUAUUUAUUUAAAUAAUUCUGGAAAAUUACAAAUGAACAACAAUAAUGCCAACAAUGAGAAUAUCAAAUACAGAAGAACUAUGCAAAGUAUUUCGUUGUUGUUAAACCAUAAUUUAAAACUGAAUGCCUGUUUUUGAUGUCGUAUAUACGGUCCCAGAGUUACCCCAUUCUAUAUUCUGAAUCAAUUUGAUCAAACAGCAAGCUGUCAUGGCGACAGAUCGAUUUUAAAUAUCUAAGAAGUAAUCCAGAAUAAUUUUAUGCUUAUAUCUAGUGGAUAUAAUUAGUAAAAAUAAGUACAAAUAUGGAGCCGGAUUCCAGUGGUGGAGGGGAUAUCGUUAAAAGGAAACGAGCCUCAAAAGACAAGCAAGAACCUACGGAAACAAAAGUGGAUAAAGCACCUGAUGUGGGAGGAAGACUGAUGUGUAGACCACCAAUAACACUUAAAAGGGCCAGACAUGUUAUACCUUUUCACAUCCCACAUCGAAAGUUAUUGGAAAAAAUUGAAUUCAAGAAAAAACAAGCCGAACCAUUGACAGGAUUUGCCGCUAAGAGGAUGGCUUUGGUUAGACAUUUUCAUGACGAGAGGAUGUCUUCGUUUGAUUCACUAACUGAGAGAUCAAAACAUUUAGCUCCAUCGUACCAUGAAAUGUACGAGGAACCUAAACGAGAUCAUUUUCCUUUGCCUCAUCACAAAGUGUCCAGCGUUGUAGAUCAGAAAGAACUCAUCGAGAGGAUGAGGGAUACAACAGAUGGUUCCUUUAUCUACUUGACUUACGCAGUGCCAAAGUCAUCAGAGCUCUACACACCUUAUGCCCUGAAGAUCGUUACCUUCCCAGAAGUAGACAAGAUGAAUUUUUUCACUAUGAGCAGUAGAGGCGUGAUGCAACAAAUAGGAAACGAUGCCAUAUACACUUCCCUGGAUAAAUGGGAAGCAGAAUACGAUAUGUAUUGCAGACUGAUGCGCAUCAAGUCCUUUUAUUAUUUUCGGAUGUGGAAAGGCUUCAAUGUCUGGCGAAAAUUGAUAAUAUUCAGGAAAUUCACAACAGCCCGUAACUAUAUAGAAGCUAAUCUUUUCAUACUCAACAAUACGUUGCGCACUGGGCUGCUGAAUCUACAAGAGAUGUGCGUCAAUAUGUAUGAUACAACUUUCGUUGAUACGUCAGAUAUUGAAAAUCGUUGGUUAUUUUAUUUCGUCGAGGAUCAGAUGUUCAAAAUGGAAAAUGUUGUUAAAAAAAUUAGGAACUUCAGGGUUCUUGGAAAAGAUAUUAUAUUCAAUGCUUGUCACGGAGCAUUAUUAGGAAAGGGCUUCGUUAUAGACGAGACAGUGUUUGAAGGCAAAGAUAGGAAAAAGAGAGUACAAAAAUCGUCCUAUAUCGAACAGGCUAACAAGAAGAAAUUCUGCGAGCGUUUGAGUUGCUAUAUCAUAUUGGCUGACUAUAUGAUGAUAAAUAUGCUUCAUUUAUUACUAGCAAAAACCCUCGAUCAGAUGAAUGAAAGUUUGGAGAGACAUAUCAAAUUUUUACCUUCUAAAGAAGAAAUUGUGGAGAUAGAUAAUCUCGGUGUUAUCUUGGAAAAACCCAGACCACCAGAUGCACCUCAAUCACCGUUCUUCUUCAUUCAUUUCUUUCUGAAACCAAGCUCAUUGACGAUCGAUCCUUCCUUGGAGGUAACCCUAAAUAUCCUUACACAAGUGGAGGAUAUGUGGAGAGAACACACUACUUCAAUAAAGUCGUUCAUAGUUGAUCCAUGUUUUAAUUGUUUCACUUGUCCAAUCAUAAAUGGGAAAACAGAAGAUAGGAUUUGCGGAUUCGGACCAACAUUAUUUUUCUACCUAAGUUGCGAUGAUGAACUAGAAGAAUCCAGACAAUACUACUAUAAUUUAAUCGGGAGGAAUUAUCAAGCAGCCCAGGAUUACUGUGACCGGUUCCAGGAUUUGAUGGAAUUCUACACUGACGACAUGGAAACUGAAGACAAAACUAUUAUCGAUGAGAGAAAUCUGGAAUCAUUUCGAAAAUGGCUUGAUAAGUAUCACGAAGAAAUAAAAGUUAUCGAGGGUGUGGCUGAUUCUCAGGAUUUGGGUAUCCUCAGAGUCGACUUGUCAUAUUUGAAGAAAACUGCGCUACCAGCUCCUACGAAACUAUUAGAAUUGGUUGAAGAAACAAUACCUUGGAUCGGCAAAACUAAGGUGGACAACCUGUCAAUAGAGGUUGAAGAUGCGAUGGCUUUCCUGGAAAAAGAUCCUGUUCAAACUUUAGACUUCGUAGAGUAUCUCGAGUAUGUAGAGAGGGCCACAGAAAAGGUCGAUAAUAUGGAAAUCGUUUCGGAUUACUGUAAGGAAUUGUACGAUAUGCUGGAAGAAUAUCAGAUUUCCGUAGCUAUCGAAGAGUUGAACGCAUAUUUAGGACUCAGCGUACAGUUGGGCGUGCUUAGGAAUCUGGUCGACAAAAAAAUAGAAGACACAACAAUGAUCAUCAGGAAAUUUACCGUCACCAUGAAUAAAGACAUCAGCGUUUUGAUAUCAGAAGUUGGAGUCAUUAAAGAUGAAUGCAUGGAACCUUGGUUGUAUGACAUAGAAUCUAAUAUGGCUGUGGUCACAGAAGCUUUAAAUGACCUCAAUGAGCGUCUGACUAAGUGUAUGAAUAAGGCAAAUGAAUAUAAAUCUUACCAGAAGCAGUUCCGUAUGGAAGUAACCAGAUUUGACAUGCUUGACGAGGUCCAGAACGAUGUUAAGCUGAGGCUUCUCCUUUGGGAAUCAGUUGAUUCUUGGGCAAAGACAAUCGACGAAUGGUAUCAUUGUGAUUUCAAUAACCUCAAUGUAGACGAUAUGAAUGCUUACAUCGCAAAGAACGUCAAGAGUGUUAACCAACUAGAAAAAGGUCUACCAAGGAACCUCAUCGUGCCAAAGUUGAAAGACGAUGUAGAACUUAUGAAGGAUAAGAUGGCUGUCAUCACUUAUUUGAGGAAUCCUGCGUUAAGACAAAGGCACUGGAUCAAGAUCGAAACCAUACUCAACCAUAAGUUCAAACCUGAUGAUGUGGUGACGUUGGAAGUGUUGGAGAACUUGAAAUGCUUCAACUAUCCUAACGAACUACAAGAAGUGGCAGGGCAAGCAAGCAGCGAGGCAGGAUUGGAGUCACUGCUCAGAAAGGUGGAAGAAUCAUGGAAAACAUUGGAGUUCAUCGUUGUACCUCACAAGGAUUCGAAAGAUGUCUACAUCCUGGGUUCAACAGAGGAGGUUCAAGCUACUUUGGACGAGAGCAAUAUAAACGUCAAUACGAUAUCUGCAUCUCGUCAUGUAGGUCCUAUCAAGUCAAGAGUGGACGAAUGGGCAAAAUUCUUAGACAGGUUCUCCAAAACUUUGGAUGAAUGGCUGAUGUGCCAACAGAAUUGGGUGUAUCUAGAAGUCAUUUUCUCCGCUCCUGACAUACAAAGGCAGCUGCCUGCAGAAUCGAAAUUGUUUCUUAUUGUGGAUAAGGCUUGGAAAGAAUUGAUGAGAAGGACCGCCAAGGUUCCCCUUUCUCUAGAAGCAGCCAAUUAUCCCAAUUUACUGGAGAUCCUUCAAAAGAACAAUACACUGCUUGAACAGAUCAUGAAAUGUUUGGAAUCAUAUCUGGAGACGAAGAGAGUUGCCUUUCCCCGAUUUUAUUUCUUAUCGAAUGAUGAGCUUCUGGAUAUUCUCGCACAGACCAGAAAUCCGCAUGCUGUACAACCACAUCUGAGAAAGUGCUUCGACGCUAUUGCUAAGCUGGAAUUUGGUAUGAAGGAAGAGGACGUUCCCGUGGUCAGCAAGAGCAAAUUGAGAAUCUCACCAUCGGCUAAUCUCAAGAAGAGCAAGUCUGGUAUGGUUUUGACGACUGAUAUUAUGGCAAUGCUAAGUCCAGAAGGCGAGAGAGUUCCUUUAACCAAAGGACUCAAGGCGAGAGGAAACGUGGAAGAUUGGUUAAGCAAGGUGGAAGAAGCUAUGGUGACUUCUUUGAGGAGAAUUAUGAAAGCAGCCGUGGGUGACUAUUUAGUACGGCCGAGAACAGACUGGGUGACGAAGCAUCCAAGUCAAAUCGUUCUUGCAGUUUCGCAGAUUAUGUGGGCUAAAGGAGUACAUGAUGUUCUAGACGUGAAAGAUGAUUACAAAAACAAGAAACUUGAAUUAUAUCUUCGAAAAUGUAUUGGGGACCUCAACGAUUUGGCUGUAUUAAUUAGAAGCAAUCUACCCAAAGUCACCCGUCUCGUUCUCAUAGCUUUGAUUACCAUAGACGUACAUGCAAGAGAUACUCUCAGCAACAUAGUAGCAAAGAAAAUCAAUGAUUGUUUCAGCUUCGAGUGGUUGAAGGUGUUACGUUAUUACUGGGAUGAAAAAAUAGACGACUGCGUAGCUAAAAUGUCGAGUGCCAGUUACGUCUAUGGUUAUGAAUAUCUGGGUGCUUCUGGGGUGUUGGUGAUCACUCCACUCACUGAUAAAUGCUAUUUAUGCUUGAUGGGAGCUCUUCAGUUGGAUUUAGGAGGAGCACCUGCUGGACCAGCUGGUACGGGAAAGACCGAAACGACUAAAGACUUGGCAAAAGCACUGGCCAUCCAAUGCGUCGUUUUCAACUGCUCUGAUGGUCUGGACUAUAAAAUGAUGGGAAGGUUCUUCUCGGGUCUAGCGCAGUCUGGAGCCUGGUGUUGCUUCGACGAAUUCAACAGACUCAACAUAGAAGUCCUGUCAGUUAUAGCUCAACAAAUUAUAACUAUCAGAAAUGCAAAGGCUGCUAAGCAAACAAGGUUCAUUUUUGAAGGAAGGGAAAUCAGACUUAUCCACAAAUGUGCUGCUUUUAUAACCAUGAAUCCUGGAUACGCCGGAAGAACGGAACUUCCGGACAACUUGAAGGCCCUUUUCCGUCCAGUUUCUAUGAUGGUACCAGAUUAUGCUCUCAUAGCCGAGGUCAUAUUGUACUCCGAGGGAUUCGAAUCGUCACGUGGUCUCUCCCAAAAGAUGGUCCAGAUGUACAAAUUAUGCAGCGAGCAAUUGUCGCAACAAGAUCACUAUGACUUUGGAAUGAGAGCGGUGAAGAGUGUUCUGGUCAUGGCCGGGUCGCUCAAGAGAAGCAAUCCCGAUAGAAGCGAAGAAGUUGUUCUUAUUUGUGCGUUGAGAGACAGCAAUCUGCCGAAAUUCUUGGCAGAUGAUGCUCUUCUAUUCCAGGGAAUUUUGAGUGAUCUUUUCCCAGGAGUCGAACUACCAAUAGAGGACUAUGGCCUGUUGUUUAAAGCCAUUGAAUUUUGUCUAAUUGAAUGGAACUUCCAAGCAGUUCCCGAACAAAUUGCCAAAGUUAUCCAAUUGUAUGAGACGAUGAUUGUUCGUUGGGGAGUCAUGCUGGUUGGACCUACAGGCGGUGGAAAAACUGUUGUUCUAAAGACUCUGAACAGAGCUUUGUGUAAAAUGCACAAGGAUGGUGUCGAUGGUCCUUAUUAUAAACCUGUUCACACCUACACCCUGAAUCCUAAGGCAGUUUCUGCUGGAGAGUUGUAUGGGGAAGUGAAUCCAUUCACAAUGGAAUGGCGAGAUGGUCUUAUUGGGAUUAUGACUAGAACAGCAGUAACAGCUACCAAUGAAGAUCAUCAAUGGAUAAUUUGCGAUGGACCUGUAGAUGCUGUUUGGAUAGAAAACCUGAACACUGUUUUGGAUGACAACAAAAUGCUGUGUUUGGCUAAUUCCGAAAGAAUAAAACUUACACCCUUCGUGCACAUGGUAUUCGAAGUUCAAGAUCUGGCCCAAGCAUCACCUGCAACAGUCAGCAGAUGUGGUAUGGUGUAUAUCGAUCCCGGUCAGUUAAAGUGGCUACCUUACGUCAAGUCUUGGUUGAAUAGGCUGAGUGAUGCUUUGGUUGCCCAGGAAUACAAAGAUCAGUUAUUAGAUCUCUUCAAUAAUCUAGUGGAGAAUAGUUUCCAUUUCGUCAGAAGACAUUGUACGAGUGCCAUAUCACAGGUCGAUAUCAGCAAAAUCACUAUGAUAUGCGCCCUCAUCGAAAGUUUCUUCAAAAUGCCUGGAGCCAUGGAGAAAAUUGGCGAGAAGAGAAAAGUCAGACAAUUCGUUUGCCAAACGUUCAUAUUCUCCUACAUAUGGGGUAUGGGUGGAAAUCUGCACGAUAGUGGUAGAGAAAAACUGGAGACCUUCGUCACGAGCCAAUUCGACGAAAACCCUGAUGCCAAGUUGCAAGGUUCAUCCGAUCUCUGGGAAGUAUAUAUAAAUAUCCAGAGACAUGCACUGGAUCCUUGGUCCAAAAUCAUUCCGGACUUCAAAUAUGACAAAGAAAUACCGUUCUUCGAGAUGCUUGUUCCUACUAUCGACACUAUUCGUUUCGGUUUUGUAAUGGAGAGACUCAUAUAUGUUAAUCGUCCAGUUCUUUUGACAGGAGAUACAGGUGUUGGUAAAUCGGUAGUAGCCAAAGCUGUACUGAAUAAACUGUACGAAACAGGAAAAUUUGUACCAGUCACCAUGAACUUUUCUGCACAAACCAGCAGUGCAAGAACACAGGAGAUAAUUGAACUGAAACUUGAAAGGAAGAAGAAGACUCUAUUAGGCGCCCCUAUUGGUAAAAGGAUCGUUAUUUUCGUGGAUGAUGUGAACAUGCCGAAACUGGAAAUCUAUGGCGCACAGCCACCUAUUGAGUUGCUCAGGCAGUUUCUGGAUCAUGGUGGUCUGUACGAUAGGGAAAAACUGUUCUGGAAAAAAAUAGAAGACGUCGUUAUAGCAGCUGGGUGCGCACCUCCAGGUGGUGGAAGGAAUCCACUUACUCCAAGAUUCGUCAGACAUUUCGGAAUGUUACUGAUACCUCCCCCUAACGAGUUCACGUUGAAAGCGAUAUUCAAGGCUAUUUUGAAAGGAUUCUUGAAAGAAUUUGCAAAUGAUGUAAGAGAUCUAGGUGAAAACAUGGUUGGAGCAGCUGUUGAAGUUUAUCAGAGAAUAGAAACGGAUCUACUUCCAACGCCUAUGAAAUCACACUAUGUAUUCAACUUGAGAGAUCUAUCAAAAUGUAUGCAAGGCGUGUGUCAGGCUGAUUCAGGCACUGUGCGAGAAGAGCUUGCCAUGCUGAAACUGUUCUAUCACGAAUGCCUCAGAGUUUUUCACGAUCGACUGAUAAACAAAGAAGACAAAUCAUAUUUCUACAUAUUGAUGAAAGAGGUUUGCAAUCGUAACUUUGGAACACCUGUCCUAGUCUUACCAGAUGAACCAAUCAUAAAUAAUCCUCCUGCACUAUUUUUCGGAGAUUUCAUGAAGUUUGGUGCAGAUAAAAAAGACAGAAUUUACGAGGAACUUACUAAUUUGGAUAAAAUGAGGAGUAUACUACAGGACUACAUGGACGAUUACAGUUUAUUAACAGCGAAAGAAAUGAAAUUGAUCUUCUUCAUGGAUGCUCUGGAACACGUUGUAAGAAUAGCGAGGAUACUUCGAGCUGAAAGAGGAAACGCUCUCUUAGUAGGUGUUGGUGGAAUGGGGAAACAAAGCUUGACUAAACUGGGGUCACACGUCAAUGGAUAUAAAUGCAGUCAAAUUGAACUAACAAGAAAUUACGAUCACAGUUCGUUCUUUGAAGAUUUGCGGAAAAUGUUGUUUGCUGCAGGUGCUCUGAAAGAAGACACAGUUUUUCUUUUCACGGAUACUCAAAUUAUUCAAGAAGAAAUGCUCGAGGAUGUAAAUAAUAUAUUGAAUUCAGGUGAAGUUCCAAAUCUCUUCGAAUCUGACGAAUAUGAAAAAGCAAUAAUCGCUUGUCGUGAUGCUGCUAAAGAAGUAGGAAUAAAUCCAGCAAAUAGAGAUGGAAUUUUCGAUUUUUUCACGAAAAGAGUCAGAGCCUUUCUACAUUUGGUGAUUUGUAUGAGUCCUGUAGGUGAUGCUUUCAGACGACGUUGUCGCAUGUUCCCUUCUCUAGUGAACAAUUGUACAAUAGAUUGGUUCGAGAAAUGGCCGAGAGAGGCGCUACUGUCGGUGGCUCAGAAUGCUCUACAAAAUUUAGGCGAUGAAAGUAUGGUUUCCAGGCUAUCUAACUUGUGUGUCAUCAUACACGAGAGUGUUGAAACGAUGACAGUUCGUUUCUAUGAUGAGAUGAGGAGGAGAUACUAUACGACACCAAGCAGUUAUUUGGAUUUACUAAAAUCAUAUCUAUCCAUGCUAGUACUCAGGAGGGACAUCGUCACAAAAAUGAGAGACAGAAUUGCCAACGGUUUGAAAAAAUUGUACGAAACAAAUGCUGUUAUAGACUCGAUGAAAGAAACCUUAACCAAAUUGGAACCAAUUUUGGUCAUAAAAUCUAAAGAAGUGGGAGAAUUAAUGAUUCAUUUGGAAAAAGAGCAGAAGCAAGCUGAUAAAGUAGCCGAAGUUGUCAAGGCUGACGAAGAAGUCGCUAAGGGAAAAGCAGAGGAAACCCAAGCAAUCGCAGACGAUGCCCAAAGGGAUUUAGAUACAGCAUUGCCAGCCUUAGAUGCAGCCACCAAAGCUCUAGAAGCUCUGAAUAAAAAUGACAUCAAUGAACUCAAAGUGUUCCAAAAACCACCCAAGCUGGUGCAGUUUGUUAUGGAAGCUAUUUGUCUUCUUCUAGGGGCUAAGACAGAUUGGGCUUCGGCUAAACAAGUUUUGGCCGAUACAAAUUUUCUGAAACGACUCCAAGAGUAUGAUAAAAACCAUAUACCUGAGAAAACUUUGCAGAAAUUGAAGCGCUACGUUGAAGAUGCCGAUUUUAUACCGGAAAAAGUAGCGAAUGUAUCCAGGGUGGCGAAAAGUAUGUGUAUGUGGGCAAGAGCUAUCGACAUGUACGCAAGAGUAUACAAAAUUGUUGAACCAAAGAGAAAAAGGUUAGAGGUUGCAGAGAAAGAAUUGAACCAAACGAUGUCUUUGCUAAGAGAGAAACAAAGACAAUUAGCAGAUGUGGAAGCUAUGAUUGCUCGACUUGAGGCUGAGUUUACAGGGGCUAUUAACGAAAAGCAAGCCUUGGAAGAUAACAUGGCUUUGACAGCUGCACGAUUGAACAGAGCUGGCAGAUUGAAUGUAGCUCUUGGUGAUGAACAAACUCGUUGGGAAGAAACAGUUCAGAUGCUAGAAAAUCAGCUUUUGAACGUGAUUGGUGAUGUUCUGGUGGCAGCUGGGAGCGUUGCAUACUUGGGGGCAUUCACGAGUAAAUAUAGAAGUGAACUAACUGAUCUCUGGGUUUCAAUGUGCAAAGAAUAUGCUAUACCUUCUUGUGACCAAUUCAGUUUGAUCAGCGUUUUGGCGGACGCGUACGAAAUUCGUCAAUGGAACACAGCAGGUCUGCCCAGAGAUGCAGUUUCUACCGAAAACGCAAUCUUGGUCACCCGUUCCGGCAGAUGGUCACUCAUGAUCGACCCUCAGGAACAAGCCAAUCGUUGGAUCAAACAGAUGGAACUACCGAACAACUUGAAAAUUACCAAACUAACAGAUCCCAAUAUGUUGAGGAUACUCGAGAUGGCCAUAAGGUUGGGUUAUCCUGUUCUUCUGGAAGAAGUUGGUGAGACUUUGGAUCCGACGUUGUCACCUAUCUUGCUGAGACAAACAUUUCAGCAGGGAGGCCGAACGCUGAUCAGACUCGGCGAUUCUGACAUUGAAUACGACAACAACUUCAAAUUUUUCAUCACAACCAAACUGGCCAAUCCCCAUUAUCUACCUGAGAUUUGUAUUCAGGUGACAAUCGUCAACUUUACAGUGACACCAUCUGGGCUCGAGGAUCAGCUCUUGGCGAAUGUGGUGAGUUUGGAACGGCCGGAUCUUGAAAAUAUGAGAAGCGAAUUGAUCAUUAGAAUAAACGCUGAUAAGGCACAGUUGAAAUCAAUCGAAGACAAAAUCUUGAGGAUGCUAGAUCAGUCGGAAGGAAAUAUCCUUGAUGAUGAAGAACUCAUUGAAACGCUCAAUGAGAGUAAGGAAACGUCUGAAGUUAUAGCAGCUCGACUGAUAGAAACAGAAUCAACAGAAUUGAAAAUUUCUGUGGCCCGAGAGAAAUACAGAUCAGUGGCUACCAGAGGAUCGGUGAUGUACUUCGUGGUAGCUCAAUUGGCUGAAAUUGAUCCGAUGUAUCAGUACUCUCUGAAGUACUUCACGCAAAUCUUUAAUACAGUUAUAGAAACAAGUGAAAAAAGUGACAAUCUGGAAAUAAGGCUACAAAUUCUCAUCCGCGAGAUAACACUAUCAGUUUACACAAAUGUAUCAAGAGGACUCUUCGAACGACAUAAGUUAGUUUUCAGUUUUUUGUUGUGUAUCGCUAUUUUGACGGAUGCUGGAGUAGUUUCAGCCAUUGAAUGGAAUUUCUUACUGAGAGGACCUGUAGGCGCCAGUGUUCAACCGGGAAAAAGACCUGAUUAUCCUCAAGUGACAGAGAUUAUGUGGUUGUCCGCAUAUGUGCUAGAAACUCUAUCGAACAACUUCAAAGGAUUACCAGGCGAUAUAGAAAAAAUUAUCCCAUUAGAAGUUGGAGAUUUCAAAUUGGAUAUCAAAGUAGUACCUUCUUCCAAAGAAACAAGCACUAUACCUUGGAACGAUCGUCUUACCGAUUUUGAAAAACUCAUGUUUCUCAAGACACUAAAGGAAGAAAAAUUGGUUUUCGCUAUAACUGAGUAUGUGAAGAUGAAGUUAGGACAGGCCUUCGUCGAAAGCCCUCAGGUGUCCCUGCAACUUCUGUACCAAGAUACUUCCAAUACCGUUCCAUUGGUUUUCAUUCUGAGCACUGGUUCCGAUCCAUUUGGUUCCUUCAUGAGGUUCGCUACGGAAAUGGGUUUCAGUAAAAGGGUCCAGUCGAUAUCCUUGGGACAAGGACAAGGCCCUGUUGCAGAAAAACUGAUCGAUCAAGGCUUGGAGAAAGGGGAUUGGAUUUUCCUCCAGAAUUGUCAUCUGUGUGCUUCGUGGAUGUUACCCAUGGAACGACUGAUUCUGAAGAUAGCAGAAGAAGAUUAUAGGGUACACAAAGAUUUUCGCCUCUACCUGAGUUCAAUGCCCAGUACAAGUUUUCCAGUAGCUGUGCUACAAAAUUCAGUCAAAGUUACCAACGAACCGCCAAAAGGUUUGAGGGCAAAUAUCAAGAGGGCUUUCCUCGAAAUGACAGAAGAAUUUUUUGAGGGUCACAUCCUCAAACAAGAUUGGAGAACCAUGAUAUUCGGAUUGUGUAUGUUCCACGCAAUUAUUCAAGAAAGGAAAAAAUUUGGUCCAUUAGGUUGGAACAUAGUUUACGAAUUCAAUGAUAGUGACAGAGAAUUCGCAUUUAACACUGUGAGGAUGUACUGUGCAGAUGGCGUUAUUCCCUGGAAAGCUCUUGAAUACUUAACAGGUGAAAUUACAUAUGGCGGACGAGUGACAGAUUACUGGGAUUUGAGGUGCCUCAAAACUAUUCUAAGGAUAUUCUUCGCACCACAUACAUUGAAAGCAGGAUAUACGUAUUCGUCAUCUGGUACUUAUUACAGUCCAAGGUUCGAGAAAAUACAAGAUUAUAGGAAUUUCAUCGAUGAACUCCCAAUAUUGGAAGAACCUGAAAUUUUUGGAAUGCAUGAAAAUGCCAAUAUCGCUUUUCAGAAAAAAGAAACAGAAGCUGUUAUACUAACAAUACUGGCGAGUCAGCCUAGGACUGCAGCAGGAGGCGCAGGAAAAUCCAGCGACGAGAUUGUCUUCGAAUUAGCCGAUUCAGUUAUCGAACAAAUACUCACUAAAAUCGAUACCGAUGAAAUCAAUCCAUUUUUGAUGAAGAAAGACGACAAGGAUCGUUACAAAUCUUUGACAACCGUUCUUCUACAAGAAAUUGACAGGUAUAACAUUCUAUUGGGUUUGAUUCAUCGAUCAAUGAGGGAUCUAAAAAAGGCUAUCAAAGGCCUAGUGGUCAUGUCUGAUGAACUGGAAGAAGUUUAUAAGGCAUUUAUCAACAAUCAAGUACCAAAUUUAUGGUCGAAAAAAUCUUACAAUUCGCUAAAAAGCUUAGGUAGUUGGAUUAAAGACUUGGUUCUCAGAUUAGAUUUUAUUGGAAUUUGGGUUAGAUCAGGUCAUCCAAUAUCUUAUUGGUUAUCCGGAUUUUACUUUCCACAAGGAUUUUUGACGGGAACAUUACAAACGCAUGCAAGAAAAUAUAAUUUACCGAUUGAUCAACUGAAAUUUGAUUUCUCAGUACAGCAAGUAUUGGUAGAUCAAGAAGUGAUAAAGGAAGCACAUGAUGAAAGUGGAAAAGAGAAUUAUGAUGUAUACCUUCCUCUGAAAGCUCCAAAGGAUGGAGUUAUUAUUCAUGGCCUUUUCGUAGACGCUGGCAGAUGGGACCUAACUAAGCAGCAACUAGUUGAUGCAAAACCAGGGGAAAUAAAUCCUUCAUUACCAGCUGUGAUGAUGAUACCCACAACUAAAAUGCCAGACCCUGAUCCAAGAUAUGAAUGUCCUUUAUAUAAAACAUCUGUGAGAGCUGGGGUUCUUUCCACCACUGGUCAUAGUACCAAUUUUGUUAUAGCAGUUCUACUACCUUCUGCAAAAAAUCAACACUACUGGAUUUUGAAAGGAACAGCUCUUUUGACACAGAUAACCAAUUGAAGAACUCAUGAAGCAACUUAUUUAUCAGUUGCUUAAAUGAGUUCCUCAAUUUUUUAUCUAUAUUAUCAAGUAGAUAUAAUCUUUUUGUUUUUUAAUAACAUUUAAUAAAGUUAAUACCAUUCAUA